UCACGCACAAUUUGAAUGAUAUAUCAGACAAAUCGAUCUUAUAUUUCGGUGUUUGAAGUCAAUUAAAACAAGAUCAGAAAACGGAUCAAUUAUACAUGUUCUUUAUUUUGUCACUUGCGUAACAUUGACACAAAUGUAGUGUUCAGGUACAAUCAUUCAGUGAAUGAAGAAGAAAGUUCCAAUAUGCCGACACCACUGAGGACCCCUAGCACAUUAGACAUGUUACCGAGGUCGCCAUCUAAAAUUCAUCCUGACUUAUUACAUUUACAACAACGACGUAAAGCACAAGAUGAAAUUCAAGGCGACUGGAAGAGAGAACGCUUGCCAUCUUAUUCAAGAGCAAACACCUUGCCCAUUAUAACACAAUCAGAACCAGCCUUCCAUUCACCGUUAACAGACAGAUCAAAAAGUGGACGAUAUCAGUUACUUAAACGGAGAUCAAAAAGUCCCGUAGACAUUAAACCUUACCAGGCAAGAUUAUCAGACAGAUUAAAGACUCCAGAUUUCAACGCACUUGUAUUGAAAAAUCGUCCAAUUCCACAACUCUUUGACCGUGUUGACGAAAAUGAAGAAUUUAAAACUAGAAGCAUUCAAGAAUGGAAGAACCAAGUGGUUAAAAUUGUGCCUAAAAGACCAUCGUUUGCAAUAGCAAUGGACUGGAAAGCUCCUCCUGCUGAAUGGGAUGAUAGAGACCAAUAUUUAUAUUCCCCGAAACCCAUGUUCUACAAGAACAAAAAGUUUGUGUCAGAAAGAGACUUUGUUGUGAAUCCAGAAUGGGGAUCAGAGAAAAAGAAAGUUUCUGUGAAUUCACCAGCUUAUAGUACAUGUGCGCUGAGAUAUGGUUGGUGCUGCUAACAUUCCACAUUCUUAACACGACUGACUAUAUAUACCAAACAUACAGGAUUCUUCCAAAUAACAGUCUUUUGAUUGGGAUAUUUGAUUUAUUAUUUCCAUUCUUAUUAUUAAUAGUAAUGGAAGACCGACACUGCUUUUGAUAUCCACACAGGAGCAAAAUUCCCAAAGUCUUUGGAGAAAUAGCAUUAUUUUAACGCUUUAUGAAUUUUAAGAAAACAUAUUUGUUAAUUUCUGAAUUAUUAUUAUAAAUGUAUCAAGCAAUAAUGAAUAUUUAUAUAAGUGGAAGUUUGUAAGGUCCUUAUUUACAGGUAUCAGGACAGUGUUUAAUUGAAUAUGAUUUAAAAAAAAUAAUAAAUUGAAACCAAUUUUAUGAUAAAUAUAUAUUUGUACAGAAAUAAAAAUAAAGAUUAAAUAUA
Mytilus californianus (California mussel) is the source of this 1271-nucleotide messenger RNA. RefSeq lists its product as uncharacterized. Lineage: Eukaryota; Metazoa; Mollusca; Bivalvia; Mytilida; Mytilidae. Bases 184 to 855 code for a protein of 223 amino acids. The transcript has 4 exons. The record is from RefSeq and is a predicted model, not a curated record.